This is a messenger RNA of Pteronotus mesoamericanus, 600 nucleotides long. RefSeq names its product syndecan-2-like. Gene Ontology annotation, cellular component: membrane; cell surface. The coding region runs from base 1 to 600 and encodes 199 amino acids. Lineage: Eukaryota; Metazoa; Chordata; Mammalia; Chiroptera; Mormoopidae. Gene Ontology annotation, biological process: cell migration. The transcript has 2 exons. The record is from RefSeq and is a predicted model, not a curated record.
AUGGCAGAGCAGGGUGCCUCCUUCAAUGACCUGUGUAAGAGCCGGCAGAGCCCUCUAAGGACAGAGCUGACGUCUGAUAAGGACAUGUACCUCGACAACAGCUCCAUUGAAGACGCUUCAGGAGUGUAUCCUAUUGAUGACAAUGACUAUGCUUCUGCAUCGGGCUCAGGAGCCAAUGAGGAUGUGGAGAGUCCUGAGCUGACGACAUCUCGGCCACUUACGAAGAUCCUAUUCACUAGUACUGCUCCAAAAGUAGAAACCACCAUGCUGAAGAUGCAGAACAAGCUACCUGCUCAGACAAAGUCACCUGAAGAAAAUAAGGACAAAGAUCACCACUCUGACUCAGAAAGAAAAAUGGACCCAGCUGAAGAGGUUACAAAUGUAUAUACUGAGAAGCCCCCAGACAGUCUGUUUAAAAGGACGGAAGUCCUGGCAGCUGUCAUUGCUGGUGGAGUGAUAGGCUUUCUCUUUGCCAUUUUCCUUAUCCUGCUGCUGGUGUACCGCAUGAGAAAGAAGGAUGAAGGAAGUUAUGACCUUGGAGAGCACAAACCACCCAGUGUUGCUUAUCAGAAAGCACCUACUGAGGAGCUUUAUGCGUGA